This is a messenger RNA of Cantharellus anzutake, 801 nucleotides long. RefSeq lists its product as uncharacterized. The transcript has 7 exons. Gene Ontology annotation, cellular component: membrane. Lineage: Eukaryota; Fungi; Basidiomycota; Agaricomycetes; Cantharellales; Hydnaceae. The annotation marks the transcript as partial. The record is from RefSeq and is a predicted model, not a curated record.
GUUUUGGACCAGCAAGACGGUUACGGGCUCGAUGGCGACAGCAUUCGUAUCGGAAAGUGGACGCCUUAUAAGUGGGCUUUGGUUGUAUCCAUAUCCGUGAUGUUCGUCAUUAGUAUGGGAGGCAUUCUCGCUAGUCUUGCUAUAUGGCUUCGGACUUUUCUCCUCGCAGAUGUCAUUCUCGUAAUCAACUGGGACCUCGUUCUUUACAGCACCGUCGCUUCGGGUUGUAUCCUUAUCACGUCCUUGGUUGGCAUCACUGGAGCGAUCUUGAAUUCGCGACCCUUUUUGACUUUCUACAACAUUCUGCUUUGGCCAUGCCUUAUCAGUUUGACAACUGUCGGAUACACCUCUUACAAACGUCGUGCCUUUAAUCUCCUGGGGAAGAUUAACCAGGGAUGGAGCAGACAGUGGGGAGAUUAUGGGAGACUUGUCAUUCAAAACUCUCUGCAUUGCUGUGGGCUUUAUAACCCCCUACACCUGGCGAUCUUUUCGAAGACUUGCUACCCUCGUUCGACGCUACCAGCCUGUAGACCGAAGCUCAGCCGGUUUCAGAUCUCAGUCUUGAAUAUGUUCACUCGCGCAGCCUUCUCGGUCACAGGGAUCAUACUUCUUAGCAUAGUGGUUGCGGUUAUUUGUUCAAAUCAUGUGAAUCGCUUGUUUGGGAAGGGAUUAAUGCCUUUUCAGUAUCGACUGAGAAUGGGUGAUGUGCGUGCUAAUGCACGGGCUGUGUCUCUCAAAUCGCUCGGCCGCGCGGUGCAGCCUAAAACUGUCCUACGACCCGGUUCUAUUGAGCCAGUGUGA